UCACCCAAGCCUGUGGGCGUGUGUGUCUGUGUGGGUGAAGGAUCGGAGGCGGGGAGUCCGAGGAGGCUCGCUUGGAAAUGCCUCCGAGGCAACGCCGGAGCCCGGCGAGGAAAGAGACUUGACUCUCUCCUGCGGCUUUUUCUCCCAGACAUUUUGGGGAGGCAGCGAGGAAGAAGCCAGCUCCGCCCACUGAGCGCCCGAGCUGCCGCCUGUUGCUUCGCAAAAAAAAAGAAGAAGAAGAGAACAGCAGUUCAAAAACUUCUGGACUCGCGGCCAGACGCGCACAGGAGUUGGAGCGGCCGGGCGAGCAGGCGAGCGAAGGAGCGCGGUCCCCGCGAGAAGCGGCGAGGUAGGAGGUGGUGGUGUGGGGGGAGAUCGUUCGAUCGCCUUUCUUUUUUCUCCCCCCCCCCCCCCGUGUAUGGAUUUUGCCAACUGAGCCGCUUCCCGCCGCGAUCGCCCGGGCUUAUCAUGUGCGCCUCGAGGUCGGCUUCCCAGGGCAGCUCCCGAGCCGAGUGAUCCCUCCGCGGGGCGCUCCGCUCCGCUGCCCCCGCUUUUUUAAUGGUCAGCUCGUUCGUCUGGCCGCCGCUCAGCCUGUUGGCUUCCUAGAUAUAUAUAUACACACACGCACAUCCGUGACGGAGAUGCACGCGGCGGGGUGGUUCAAGCAGCUGGCGGCUGCCUCCCGGAUCGUCUGGAUCCUCCUCUGGACUCUGGAGCUGCGGUGCGCCCUGGCGGACUUCACCCUGGAGAAUGAGGUGCACUCGAGUUUCAUCCACAGGAGGCUCCGGAGCCAGGAGCGCCGCGAGAUGCAGCGAGAGAUCCUGUCCAUCCUGGGGUUGCCCCACCGGCCGAGGCCCCACUUGCACGGCAAGCACAACUCGGCUCCCAUGUUCAUGCUGGACCUCUACAACGCGAUGUCGGUGGAGGAAGAGGGCCCCAGCGAAAGCGGCGAGGGCUUCUCCUACCCUUACAAGCCCAUCUUCAGUACUCAAGGGCCACCCCUGGCCAGCCUGCAGGACAGCAAUUUCCUCACCGAGGCAGAUAUGGUCAUGAGCUUCGUCAACAUGGUGGAACAUGACAAGGAGUUUUAUCAUCAGCGCAGUCAUCGUCGCGAGUUCCGAUUUGACCUCUCUAGGAUCCCCGAGGGUGAAGCAGUAACUGCAGCUGAAUUUCGAAUUUACAAGGACUACAUUAGGGAACGUUUUGAUAAUGAAACAUUCCAAAUCAGUGUCUAUCAGGUCCUCCAAGAACAUCCAGGAAGGGAUUCAGAUUUGUUCUUACUUGAUACUCGUACAAUUUGGGCUGAAGAAGAAGGUUGGCUGGUAUUUGAUAUUACAGCAACUAGUAAUCACUGGGUGGUAAACCCACAGCACAAUCUUGGGCUGCAGCUAUCAGUGGAGAGUAUAGAUGGACAAAGCAUCAAUCCCAAGUUUGCUGGUCUCAUUGGAAGGCAUGGUCCACAAAACAAGCAGCCAUUUACGGUGGCCUUUUUCAAAGCUACUGAAGUGCACCUCCGAAGUAUCCGUUCUACAGGAGGUAAACAGCGGAACCAAAACCGUUCAAAGGCACCGAAAAAUCAAGAAGCCUUUCGAGUGUCAAAUCUUGGAGGUACGCAAACAUUAGAAAACAGCAGCAAUGAUCAGAGGCAAGCGUGCAAGAAACAUGAACUCUAUGUCAGUUUCAGGGAUCUUGGCUGGCAGGACUGGAUCAUCGCUCCAGAAGGUUAUGCUGCUUAUUACUGCGAAGGAGAAUGUGCUUUUCCAUUGAACUCUUACAUGAAUGCAACAAAUCAUGCUAUUGUACAGACACUGGUUCACUUUAUAAACCCCGAUACUGUGCCGAAGCCUUGCUGUGCCCCAACACAACUCAACGCCAUUUCCGUUCUCUACUUCGAUGACAGCUCCAAUGUCAUUUUGAAGAAAUACAGAAACAUGGUGGUACGAGCCUGUGGCUGCCAUUAACAGCCUAGUCAGGAAAGCUAUAUCGGGAUUUCAAAAUGUGCAGACUGAAUUGUUUUUAUAAAAAAGAGAGGGUUUUUUAAAAGAAAAAAAAUGAGGGGGAAAAAAAGGAAAGCUGUUUCAGAAAGAACAUUUCUAAAUGGGCCAAAGGUUCAGGAAUGAUUUUUGAGAUGCAAGCGCUGCUUUGAGCAAAGUUGGCUUUAGAUUGCACAGAAGUAUCUUGGAUGAAAAUAAGGAUGAAUUCUAGGAACAGAUACAUUUUUUCCCCUGAAAGUGCCUUGUCAAGGAAACAGACCUGUUUUAUUUCUUACUUUUCCUUUCUUUCUUUUUUCUUUUUUAACAAAGCUAUUUGAGGUGUAUAUGAAUGAGGAACACAUCCAUGAGUGCUACGUACAGGUUUAUAGAUCUCCUAAAGAAAUGCACCACAUGAAUUAAAAUGUAUGAAUGAAUUUAUCUGAAUCCACUGGCUAUCUUGACCACAUUACAAGGAAGAUGUGAAUUUUGACUUCUUUUUAAAACAAAAAUUCCAUGGCCUGACAUGUUUGAGAUGUUCCCUGCCAAGGCAGCUAUAAAACUUUUGCAGUUUGAUUCCAGACACUGAACAUUAUGUAUAUAUACUGUAUUUUCUGCAGCUGGAUCUCCUGUUUCCCAUUCAAAACGAGCGGGCAGCAUUACAAAUCCAAGAAUCAGGGCUGUACAUAAUAUGUUUGUAUGGCCAUGCAUAGUGUUCUGUAUACAAGCACAGAGAAAAGCAAGAUAAACGGUAUACAGAUUUGAGUUGCAAUUGUUUGUGUUUAGUGUAAUUCAAGGAAUUGCACAAUUAAGCUUCUCCUGUUUGAGUAAAGAGGGCUGACAAUAGCAUUCACUAGAAUACUGACAAUAAAAUUUGCCAAUCUAUUUCCCAAGUCACAGUAGCAAACAUGCAGAUUUACUGUAAUAAUGGUUUAAUCACUUUUUCUGGCAGGAUUUCUUCUUUUCCUAUGCUUUAAUCCAAUUUGAUAGGCAAGAGAAAAGUCUUAACUAUUCAGAAGAGUGAAUCUCUUAAUGUGCCGGAACAAUGCAUUCAGCCAAUAUAGAGACCUUUUGUUUCCGAAAAGUGCCUUCUCCCUUUUCUGUUUUGGCAAUGCUAAUUUAAAUCUUCCUCUAAUCUGGAAGAGGAGCAGAAAGGUGUAAAAAGUUAAUGCAAUAAUUGCUGUUGAAUUAAAAAGGCUACCAUUCGUAAGCCACGUUGGUCAGACUAAUCUGGAUGAAGAGGUGGACAGCUUGUCAGUAUUUCCACAAUGCUAAAUGACAUGGAAUUGCAACUCGGUUGAACAGUGGUAACCAUUUUGUGACCUCCAGAUGCUACUGAAUUAUAAGUCUCAUGUUUCAUUAUUAGUCAUUGUGGCUCAGAAGCUGGAAUUCAACAUCUAGAUCCAUGUGUUACCUAUUUCUGCAUAGAUCGUGCAAACAAAAUUACUCAAUGGAUAGAGCUGUUGGGAGAAAACUACAAGGAUAAAGAUUGCAUAGAGAGGACCAUUAUGGGGAACAAACAUUAAUCAAUAACUUGAUACCAAGGUAAAUAAUCCAGGUUCUAUCAUCAAGUAGAAUUGUUUCCAAAAUUUGAGAACGUUAUUGCUCAUCCUCAAAUUAGCUUGAAGAUGCCCAUGUACAGAGAUACGACUUUUGGCUGGGUUUUAUGUUGUUGUUUCAAAAAGAAUUUUGACCAUUCAGGAAAGUUUCAUAGAAGAUACCAAGAUAAGAACUUACCAUAGGAAGACUAAAGGAGCUGAGCUCACAAAAAUGUUGAAUUUCAAGCAGCAAGUACGAUAUGCCAUCAGCUAAAACUAUAUAAACACUGCACUUGUAAUACUGGGAGGAGGUCCUCAUUCAAAAAAGGAUGUUGUGGCUGAAAAGUGACUGAAGCCAUUCAGUUUGUUAUAACUGGUGCAAGGUUGCAGAUAAUAACUCUCAAUCACUGGACAAAGUCCCAUGGAAAGCCAUAUCUAAUCAUCACUUGCUUCAAAAAAAUUCAAAGGCUUUUUCUGCAUCUAAAGAUACUAUUGUAGCAGAAUCGGUUUUAUCCUCGGCUAUAUGCAGUAUGUCACUUAAUAUAUGCAAAUUAUCUGAUGCCUGAAAAUUUUUGAUAAACCCCAACUGGGAAGAAUGAAUUAUAUCUGGUAAUAUCUUUUGCAAGCAUCUAGCCAGUAGGACAGACAACAUCUUGGUGUCCACGUUUUUGUAGGUCUUUACCUGAUUUUAAAAUGUCAUAAAAUUAUGAUGGUAAUUUAUCAACCUUAAAUUUUACCUCAUUGUGUACUGCCCAAAGUAUAGAAAUCAACAAACCUGUGCAUGCCUUAUAUACCAGUGCUUCUCAAUCUUGGCAGCUUGAAGAUGUGUGGACUUCAACUCCCAGAAUUCUCCAGCCACCAUAGCAUUUUUGGGGUCUGUCAUAACUUCCAAUGAUUGCUAAGUGAGCGGUCAUAAGUGGGGGACUAGCUGUAAUUUUUUUUCUGGUUUCCCUGAAUAUGAGAGAGAUGUUUCUUCCUUUCUUCCUGCUAAUAAGGCUGCCUAAUGAAGUUAAUUUGCUUCAGUAGAACACAGAAAGUAUUUUAUCACACAGUGCCUAAGUAAUUUCUAGGGUUUGUUCCUACGUGAUGAGUAGCUGGGUGGCUGUUAGGUGGAAAAGGCCCAAAGUGGGACUUUCUACUGUAUGAAACCAGCUUGUUUCAUAUACCAGUAGGUAGAAUGAUUGUGGGGGUAGAUCCCAAUCAGAAACUAAAGGGACUAGAGUGAUUUUCAAGCAUCCCUCCAAUUAGAGCUGAUUACCUUUUCUCUCAGUCAGUAUAUUUUUGGAUCAGAUUAACUUCCUUUCACUUGCUGAUGAAGUCAGGAAGUCAAGAGUCCUAGCAUAUUUUUAUAUGGAUGCUUACACCAGCUUCACAUGUCUUUCUAGGGCAGGGGUGUCAAACUCGUAUUGUCACAUGACAUAUUGUGAGUUUUCCCCCGUUCAGUAAACCAGGCAUGGGCAUUACCAGCGUGUGAUGCAUCUAGCCCAUGGGCCACGAGUUUGACAGUGCUGUUCUAGGGUUUGAUGAACCUCCUUCAGGGAACUCUUUUUUUAAUGCUAUACUAGAUUUUUUUGAUUUUUUAAGGGGCGCAGUGGCUCAGGGGCUAGACACUGAGCUUGUCGAUCGAAAGGUUGUCAGUUCAGUGGUUCGAAUCCCUAGUAAUGGGGUGAGCUCCCUUUACUUGUUCCAGCUUCUGCCAACCUAGCAGUUUGAAAGCACAUAAAAAAUGCAAGUAGAAAAAUAGGGGCCACUUUUGGUGGGAAGGUAACAGCGUUCCAUGCCCCAUCGGCAUUUAGUCAUGCCGGCCACAUGACCACGGAGACAUCUUUGGACAGCUUUGGCUCUUCGGCUUUGAAACGGAGAUGAGCAUCGCCCCCUAGAGUUGGGAACAACUAGCACAUAUGUGCAAGGGGAACCUUUACUAGAUUCUUCAGGCUGUGUUGGGACAAAAGAAGCAGGAUUCCUGGCCAUCACAUGAUCAUCAUUCUGAACAUUGUAGUCCUAGUUUAUACAGAGGACACCAGCUUAGGGGAGACUGCCUUAUGAGUAUGUAUAUAAUAUAUGGGUGAUCUAUAAUGUCUUCUUUUCCAGAUUAUGUUGGUAAAUAUUCUAGAAGAAAACCUUCAUGAAUGAGUUCAGCCUCUUUAUGUGUAUUAGGGGAAUAAUAUUCCUAGGGUCAUUUCCCUUCCCAAUCUUUAAAAAUAAAUGGUCUUUUUUUGGGGGGGGGGGUUAAUUUCUGUUUAAGUUCCGUUCUUUGUACAUUUUUUUGUAAAUAGUUUUCACAAAAGCCAAAAAAAAAUUAUUUAUUUCAGCCUCUGUAUUUCUUUUCUCAGUCACAUUUGGGAAAAACAAAACCAACCAACCAAUCAACAACAACAAAAAAUCAUCUCUCAUUUGAAAGCAUGUUGUUUCUUUAUUUAAUAAAAUAUUUAUUAACAACUGCUGGUAAAACAAAUAAAUGUUUGGCAACUU
This is a messenger RNA of Ahaetulla prasina, 5980 nucleotides long. It is a transcript of the gene BMP7, whose product is annotated as bone morphogenetic protein 7. Gene Ontology annotation, cellular component: extracellular region. Lineage: Eukaryota; Metazoa; Chordata; Lepidosauria; Squamata; Colubridae. The transcript is spliced from 7 exons. Gene Ontology annotation, molecular function: growth factor activity; cytokine activity. The coding region runs from base 642 to 1961 and encodes 439 amino acids. The record is from RefSeq and is a predicted model, not a curated record. Gene Ontology annotation, biological process: SMAD protein signal transduction.